UAAACAAGAAAUGGGCCAGGUGGUCAAGGCUGGUGUCCAAAUAACAUAAUGCGACGGUGUAACUUAGCCAAUAUAAGAAUAUAUAUCAUUUAGACAUAUAGGUAACCAGAACUACGUUUUUCCGUACGCUAUCAGCGCAACAUUGAAAUUACAUGUGCAUUUCUGAUGUGAUGAGCUAAGGCAUUCCAUGAUGGACAGUGAUCUAAGUCCUCAGGAUAAAAAAGACUUGGACAAGUUCAUAAAGUUUUUCGCUUUGAAGACAGUACAGGUGAUAGUCCAAGCUCGACUUGGGGAAAAAGUAUGCACACGCUCCUUGUCUUCACCUACUGGCUCUGAUUGGUUCAACCUGGCAAUCAAAGAUAUCCCAGAAGUUACACAUGAGUCAAAGAAAGCUCUGGCCGGGCAGCUUCCUGGCAUCGAACGGUCCAUGUGUGUUGAGAUCUCCCUCAAAACCUCAGAGGGAGACUCGAUGGAAUUGGAGACAUGGUGUCUCGAAAUGAACGAGAAGUGUGACAGAGAUAUUAAAGUGUCCUACACUGUCUAUAACCGCAUGUCAUUACUGCUCAAGUCACUACUGGCUAUCACAAGGGUAACCCCAGCCUACAAACUUUCACGAAAGCAAGGGCACGACUAUGUCAUACUGUACAGGAUAUAUUUUGGAGAGGUUCAACUUACAGGAUUGGGAGAAGGGUUCCAGACAGUGCGUGUAGGAGUUGUGGGAACUCCUAUUGGAACCAUCACCUUAUCUUGUGCUUACAGGACAAACCUGGCCUUCAUGUCCACCAGGCAGUUUGAGAGGACGGCUCCGAUUAUGGGCAUAAUCAUUGACCACUUCGUUGAGCGCCCCUUUGGCAACGUGGGACACAUGCAUCCAUGUAUCUACAGAGCACCCGGAGAAGAUGAAGGAGCAUACAAUGGGGUGGAGGAUUCUCAGGAAGUGUGCACCACGUCCUUCUCCACUUCUCCACCCUCACAACUCUACUGCUCUCGUCUUUCUUAUCAGUCUCCUGUGCUUGAUGGAGCUGCUGACUUCUGCCACCCCUCUACCUUAAACGCUGCCAACCCACACCAGAUGGGAGUUCCAGGGAAGGAGGGCGGCGUACCCCAGCAGGUGCCUGUGCAGCCUUGUCAUGGAGCCCAGGCAGAGCAUCGACGAGUGUCCUCAUGCCCCCCUGCUGAUCAUGUUCCCGCCACGCCCUCCAGCAGUGGUGAGGACGCAGAGACCUCGUCGAGGAGCGUUGGGGUGAAGAGUGGCUCUCCCUGUGGUUUACUGGAGACCACCUUCACCAGGAAAGUGGGUGCCUUUGUCAACAAGCCAGGCACAAAGGUAACCACAGCAAGCCUGGACUUACCAUUUGCAGCGUUUGCUCCCAGAGCCUAUGACCUCGAGGAAAAUGACCCUAUGGUUCAGCCACCGGAGUCCUCAGCCACGUCCUCUCCCCUGCAGGGCAGUUUGCACUCCCAAGGCUCUGGUGAGAGUGGAGGCCCGGCACAGGACGACUUUGUUAUGGUGGACUUUAAGCCUGCGUUCUCCAAGGAUGACCUCCUUCCCAUGGACCUUGGCACAUUCUACAGAGAGUUCCAGAACCCCCCACAGCUCACCAGCCUCACUAUUGAUGUCAGUUCUCAGUCCAUGGCAGAAGACCUGGACGCUCUUCCUGAAAAACUGGCAGUAUACGAGAAGAACAUUGAUGAAUUUGAUGCAUUUGUGGACACAUUGCAGUAGGGACAGAAAUGGAUCCACUGUCUGCAAUGACAAAUGAUCCCAUUUAGUCCAUCUGCAAGGUCCUGUUGUCUUUCAAGCUGGUUUGCAUUCAGCCUGUGUAUGCCUGUUCUUUCUUCUCGUAGUUUAAAUUCCAUAUUGAUUUGUAAUCCGAAUGUUUCUCUUCAAACCUCACUGGUUGAUGUAUUGUAGAGUAAGAGAGCCUGAACCCAACAACCGAAGACAUCUUUAAAAAAGAAAAAAAGUUGCACCGUUUCUUUUCUGACGUGAAUAACUGCAACAUUUGCUCUAGUGUUGAGCAGACUGUGUCAUAAUGUAAAUACCAGAUCCCCUCUCACCUUGCUGUUAUAGAGCUUAACACGGAAUAAUUAAGACGUUCAGUUCAUCAAAGCUGUUGUCUAAAGGUCAGGAGGCGUUGUAUUAUUGCUGUCCCGUGUGACACUGAGAACGCUCAUAGCAACUAUGGAGCCAGGCGUGGCCAUGUUUUAGUAGAUGGGAAGAAGCCAAGCUAUGUAUGGAAAUUGAUCAAUAGUAGUGAAUCUAUAUCCAAGAAACGGCAAACAUGCUGUGUAGCUGAAUCUGUAUGUUGAAAGAGAAGUUCCUGUGGUUGUUUUUUUGUAAAUGGGGAGAAGAGUUGUCUUCUGCUUUCCUUCUCUAGAUUACCAACUUUAGGCCAUACAUCACUGUGUGUCACUACAAAUGAUGUACAGUCACUGCUCACCUCUGAAUCACCAUAUAAAGCAAGCUUCCCUUUUCCCUAUCU
Oncorhynchus tshawytscha (Chinook salmon) is the source of this 2486-nucleotide messenger RNA. Its product is annotated as autophagy-related protein 13. Gene Ontology annotation, biological process: mitophagy; protein localization to phagophore assembly site; autophagosome assembly. Gene Ontology annotation, cellular component: cytosol; Atg1/ULK1 kinase complex; phagophore assembly site. NCBI's taxonomy places the organism in Eukaryota, Metazoa, Chordata, Actinopteri, Salmoniformes, Salmonidae. The transcript is spliced from 17 exons. The coding region runs from base 188 to 1726 and encodes 512 amino acids. The record is from RefSeq and is a predicted model, not a curated record.